AUGUCUGCGUGGCAGAAGACAAAGCGCUAUUCGAAGAAGGGCUUCGAUAAGGCAUGGGAUACCGUCGACAAAUUGGGCGGGCCCGUCAAUCGCCUGUCGAACAAGCUCGGCGCCGAGGCCUUCUGGCCCAUGUCAAUUGAUAAGGAAAGCGACAAAGCUGCCCGCAUUUUGCGCAGUUUCUGCAAAGAUGGCUUCUAUGCCCCCGAGUCCGAAGAGACCACCGACGAGAAUGGCAAGAUCAAUCGACCCAAAGGAAAGCAACGGGUGAUCAAGAAAAUUCCCUCUAAGGUCGUUAAAAACGCCAAGGGUCUCGCCAUAUUCACUACGAUGAGGACUGGUCUUUGGAUCAGUGGCUCGGGAGGUAGUGGUGUGCUGCUGGCCCGUAUCCCCGAGACCGGAGAAUGGAGUCCACCUUCGGGUAUCAUGCUUCAUACUGCUGCCAUUGGAUUCCUGGCUGGUGUCGACAUUUACGACUGCGUCGUUGUCAUCAACACAUACGAAGCCCUCGAAGCCUUUAAGAAAGUGCGCUGCACACUCGGUGGCGAGGUCAGUGCCGCCGCCGGCCCCGUAGGAAUGGGUGGCGUACUCGAUUCCGAAGUCCACAAACGUCAGUCCCCGAUCUGGACAUAUAUGAAGAGCAAGGGUCUAUAUGCUGGCGUGGCCGUGGAUGGAACGAUCAUCAUUGAGCGAACCGACGAAAAUGAGAAAUUCUACGGCGAGCGUAUCUCCGUGACCGACAUUUUGGCAGGCAAAGUGCGCCAUCCACCAGAUUCGAUCAAGACGCUUCUUCAAACCGUCAAAGCAGCCCAGGGCGAUGUGGAUGUCGACGAGAGCUUGGUUCCACCUCCAGGUGAAACCCCUGGUGAUCUAGACGUCACAGGGAAUGACCAUCCUUUUGGCGUGCCACAUAUGGACGAUCCGGACCCUUAUGGAGUGAAAGCGUUGGAGGCCGAGGGCAUGUUUAUCCGGGAGGCCGGCUCGAAGGUGAGGCCAAGUCAUGAAGCUUUUGAAUUCCGGCCCAGCCCCGGUAGCCCGGUGUAUGCGACGUUCUCCCGGCGUAGCCUCGAUAGCUCACCGCGGAAUAGCUGGAGGGCCAGCGUACAGAGCUACAGGAGCGUUGACCGUGGCACACAAACAGAGGACGCAUCGCUAACUGCGCCCACGUCAGUAAGCCGAGAGUCCUCACUGAGCGCGAAGGAAUCCGCCAGUGGGCCGUCUGCGAACCCGUGGGAAGAGUAUGAGAAGGCUGGUUGGGAUACGGUGCCUAUUCAUGGUGGCGAGUUGGAAGAGGAGGUUGCCCACGACGAUAAACUAGACGAGAAUGUGCAUGAAGUCUCCAACGCGACUAUCACGAGGCAGGAGAGCCCGAAGGAGGAGGAGGUUGACGCUGUCGACUCCAGACGCAUGUCGCCCACGUUCACAAGAGCCAAGCUGGUCACCAUCAACAAACGCGGAACUCCUCCACCCCUGCCUCCCCGCCACCCUCGACACACUUGGGGCUCUGGCUCUAGUCGUGAAUCAACGUCUCCCACCGCACUUUCGCACACUAGCCGAAGCACCGAGCAGACCGAAACUCCUGCUGAGGCGACCGAGUCUACCGAAAAGUCCACUGAGUCCACAGGACUCCCUUCGAACGUCAAGACACUUCAGACUAGCACCGUCGCUCCCGCUAUUGUGGACGAUGUUGAUUUCGACGAGUCAGACACUGAGCUUCCUACCGACAAGGACGAGUUCCUCUCAGCUCGUGGCGACAAUGAGGACGAUAACGAGCAACACACUCUAGCUGAAGGACUCGCGGCCUUGAAGGCCGAAGAACCCAAGGCAGAAUUCGAGGAGUCUGUUGCAGAGACCGAGACCUCGAAAGCCGAGACCAAGGCAGAGAAGAAAGAAGUCGAGGGUGCUGAGGAUGUGCUGAGCCAGCUCGAAGAAAAGUUCCCCUCGCCUGAAGUUGAGUCACAGGCUGAGAAGGUGGACACUAGCAAGCCGUUCUCUGACAACAAGUUUGGGCCGCUGGAGGUCGACGAGGAGUCGGACGAUACGAUCGAGACCUCUGCCGAGCAGAAGGUUCACUCACCUGACAUCAGUCCUAAGACCCAAGCGUAA
Messenger RNA from Penicillium daleae, 2103 nucleotides. Its product is annotated as lipid-binding SYLF domain-containing protein. The transcript is spliced from 2 exons. The record is from RefSeq and is a predicted model, not a curated record. NCBI's taxonomy places the organism in Eukaryota, Fungi, Ascomycota, Eurotiomycetes, Eurotiales, Aspergillaceae. Gene Ontology annotation, molecular function: phosphatidylinositol binding. The coding region runs from base 1 to 2103 and encodes 700 amino acids.